Molecule: messenger RNA, 1911 nt
Organism: Necator americanus (New World hookworm)
Lineage: Eukaryota; Metazoa; Nematoda; Chromadorea; Rhabditida; Ancylostomatidae
Exons: 16
Coding region: 1-1911 (636 amino acids)
Source: RefSeq, a predicted model, not a curated record
AUGACCCCUUUCCGCUUGAACUUUGUCCAUCUAUUUCAUUUAAGAUUCUUCCUCAAAAGACCAAUGUCCACUUAUGCUGAUUUGCUGCGAGCUCGAUUCAACUGUGAGGAAGUGUUAACUGUGACCAAAGGGUUGCCUAUAAAAGCCUACCUUCUUCCAAGUACUGAUGCACAUCAGAGCGAAUACCUGGCCGAGCACGAUUUCCGUGUGAAGUUCCUUACGGGCUUCACUGGUUCUAACGCUUAUGUCGCUGUUACAGAUCAAAAAGCGGUACUGUGGACAGACGGGCGGUACUUCACGCAGGCUGCUGAACAACUGGUACCACCGUUUACUCUGCUGAAGCAGGGUCAAGCAGACUCUAUCACAGUAGAAGAGUUCGUUGUAGAGAAUCUAGACGCUGGAGAUUGGGUAGGAAUCGAUCCGGCACUCCACACUUAUGAGGGAGGUGAAAAAUUAGUUAAGACGUUGAACGGUAUGGGACUACAUGUUGCGCCUCUCCGGCAUAAUCUUGUUGACGAAUUCUGGAAAAAUCGGCCACCGCUUCAACCAAAAGGCCCUAUCGUUUUGUCCGUCGGAGAACAUGGACGCAAAACAGAAGAUAAACUACGGGACUUACGUGAACGUAUUGCUAGAAAGAAGUGCAGCUCUAUUAUCCUUGCAGCCCUUGACGAUAUCAUGUGGCUUCUCAACAUCCGUGGAUUUGACAUCAAGCAUAAUCCUCUGGCCUAUUCUUACCUAUUAGUAACUCCGGAUGAGGUGCACUUGUUCAUGGAUAAAGCAGAUCAAACGAUGCGAACUUAUCUCAAAGACAAUCAGAUUUUGCUUCACCCAUACGAUGAAGCCUACAGUUACGUGUCGAACUGGAACAAUCAACAAAAAGCAGAACACAAACAGAAACAUAGAGUCUUCGUGCCCACCUCUACAAAUUACCUAUUCGGCAGUCUCUUUGAAUCUGUCUCUGUAGUGGAUGGCAGUCCGGUGCAAGUCAUGAAAGGGGUGAAGAAUUCCGUUGAGAUGGAAGGCAUGCGGAGGAGUCAUAUCCGUGAUAGCGCAGAACUGGUAUGUUUUUUGAUGCAGCUAGAAGAAAGACUGCUCGAGGGACAUACCCUAACUGAAAUUGAAGCAGCAGCCAAAAUUGACACUAUGAGAGCUAAACUGGAUAAGUAUGUGGAUUUGAGUUUCUCAACAAUUUCUGCAUCUGGUGAUCACGCCGCAAUGCCACAUUACCACAGCGAAGGUGAAGCUGGCAAACGGUUAGUGACAGCUGAUCAAGUGUAUCUCCUGGACUCCGGGGCGCAUUACAGAGAUGGUACAACUGACGUUACACGUACAGUAUGGAUACGCAAAUGUUCACCAAUACCAGAAGAGUUUAUCAAGCACAACACACUAGUCCUUAAGGGUCACAUUAACUUAGCCAAUACCGUGUUUCCUCACGCCAUACCAGGUAUCCGCCUGGAUACACUCACACGACACGCAAUGUGGCAAGAAGGGUUGGAUUUUGGACAUGGAACAGGACAUGGAGUUGGACAUUUUCUCAAUGUUCACGAGGGUCCAGCCAGCAUUGGUCACCGGCAAAAUGUCUAUGGUUCCGACACUUGGGUGAGGGAAGGAAUGGUACUUACAAUAGAGCCCGGCUACUACCUUGAAGGAAAAUGGGGUAUUCGAAUAGAAAAUUGUUACGAGGUCGUCAAGGUUACAGUCCCAUCAGAGGCGGACUUUCUUGGAUUCAAGCCGUUAACAUUGGUGCCAAUCCAGACAAGCUUACUUAACAAAACUAUGCUGACGAAGAAAGAGGUUGAGUGGCUGAAUACUUAUCAUGAUGAAGUACUAUCAACAGUAGGAAAUCAUCUACAGAAAGCGGGUAGAACGAAGGAAUUGGAAUGGCUUAAGAAGCAGUGCGCUCACAUAUGA